AUGAACUAAACGAAACAUGGCCAUUUUGCCACCCAAAGACCUAACAAAAACUAGUCGCUACCCACAACCUGAAGCUUCCAUUUUGUAAUUAGAAACAGUAAUUUGUGCAGUCUUAAGCAAAGAAAAGCAAAUGGUAACUGUUGAAAGUAAGAAUCUCAUGGGGGAAUAAAGAGGGAAAGAUAGGAGAAUCUUUCAACUCUGAUGUGGAAUAUGCACGCUUCUACUUACCAAAGACAAGCAACAAAAUUUUGGAGCAUUUGAAAGAUUGAACCAAAGUUCAAGGAAAACAGAAAAUAGCUCAAAGAUAUGUCUUUUGCUGUUCUUGGACAUCGAUCAUGUCUAAGAAAUCAUAAGCAAAAAAUUUGUGCACCAAGAAUACAUUUUUCUUGCAGCAGACUUAAGGUUCCCUUUGAUAUAUUCAGUAAUGCCAUGACAAGGCCCCGCAAUUUCUCGCCAGAUUUAAACUUAAUCCUUGAAUGGUCCGCCACCUUACAAUAUAAGGAUUUCCACGCCCAUUUCUCUGUUUCAAACUCUCCUCAUCUUCAUAUAACAUCAAGAGAGGGAGAGAGAGAGAGAGGGAAUGGCUGCUUUCUGUUAUAGAAUCACCUUCCCAAUCAGGUGCACUUCCAAUAGUAGUUCAAAAAAUGAUCCGAAUAAGCUCAAUUUGCAUAAAAUUAACAUCAAUGGGACCUCCUCUGCUAGGCCUCAUAUGAUUGAUUCACUCAGCCAAACUGCUGGAGUAGCAACAACUUCCGUAGCUUCUGUUGCUGAGAAUAUCACUCGUCAAAACAUUCCCACCAAGAAACAGUACAUUGAUGCUCAUCGUCAAGGCCUCAUCGUCGAAGGCGGCGUUGCCUAUAGGCAGAAAAUUGUUAUCAGGUCCUAUGAAGUAGGUCCUGAUAAAACUGCUACGCUUGAGAGCAUCCUUUCUCUUCUCCAGGAAACAGCAUUGAAUCACGUAUGGUUGUCGGGACUUCUAAGCAAUGGAUUUGGGGCUACACAUGGAAUGGUGAGGAAUAAUCUCAUCUGGGUUGUCUCAAAAUUGCAACUUCAAGUGGAUCAGUAUCCAAUCUGGGGAGAGGUAGUGGAAAUAGACACGUGGGUGGGAGCAUCAGGAAAGAAUGGAAUGCGACGAGACUGGCUCAUCCGAAGCCAAGCAACAGGCCAUGUCUUUGCACGGGCAACAAGCAUUUGGGUGAUGAUGAAUGAGAAGACGAGGCGCCUGUCGAAGAUGCCAGAGGAGGUGAGGGCUGAGAUUUCUCCUUGGUUUAUAGAGAAACAAGCAAUCAAAGAAGAGGUCCCUGAGAAAAUUCAAAAGUUGGACGACAAAGCUAGAUAUGUCAUCACUAACUUGAAGCCAAAGAGGAGUGAUUUGGAUAUGAACCAACAUGUCAACAAUGUGAAGUAUGUAAGAUGGAUGCUAGAGACAAUUCCUGACCAGUUCCUGGAGUCCCAUCAACUCUCAGGGAUCAUACUAGAAUAUAGAAGGGAAUGUGGGAGUUCAGACAUUGUUCAAUCUCUAUGUGAGCCUGAUGAAGAUGGGAUCAUCAACAGUGGUUUAAAACAAGCUAAUGAAAUCCCUCUGCUCAAUGGGUUCUCAUUGGCAUCUGAAAUAAUGGAAGGAAAUGGACUCCUGGGAUCACUGGACAAGGCACCGCUAAGAUAUACACAUCUCCUUCUAAACAAAGGAGAUUCUCAAAAUGAAGAGAUUGUCAGAGGGAAGACAAUGUGGAAGAAAAAGCAGAGAAUUAAGCCAUUUUCAACCUAGCAAAAAUUAAUUUUAAAUAAAAAUUAAGUAUGUCUUCAAGUAGAAGGGAUUUAGUGGUCUGAGUCGUCCUUGUUUGAACAUCAUUGAGAACUUCAUCCUCAAAUCCAACAAGACAGGUUAGUUCUGUAAUAAUUUUUCAAGUUAGAAAAGGAGUACAUAAGAUUGGAUUUGGGCUACUGUACAUCCUUGACCUCCCAAACUUUUUUUGAGAUGCUGGUCUUGAUUGAUUGGAAGCUGAAUAAGACCACAGAAAUCUCUUACGAUUGUAAUUUGUUGUGUUACUUCCAAAAUGAUUAAUUAUAAGAAAUCAUAAUCUCGGUGCUCGUCUGUAUUCAAAGCUUGUAUCCAAAAUAUAUACCAGCCAUAAUGACUUCAAGAUUAGAGGAAAGGAAAUAAUAAUUGAUUUCUUGUUUUUGAUUAAAAAGCUAGUGAAAUUCAAUGAAAUUAAGGUUGAAAAGCCAAUGAACUGAUGAAAUUUGCAAAUGUAUAUGAUUGCACCGGUUUCAUUUUGAGAAACACAUUGC
This is a messenger RNA of Hevea brasiliensis (rubber tree), 2292 nucleotides long. Its product is annotated as palmitoyl-acyl carrier protein thioesterase, chloroplastic-like. The coding region runs from base 581 to 1768 and encodes 395 amino acids. Lineage: Eukaryota; Viridiplantae; Streptophyta; Magnoliopsida; Malpighiales; Euphorbiaceae. The transcript is spliced from 6 exons. Gene Ontology annotation, molecular function: fatty acyl-[ACP] hydrolase activity; acyl carrier activity. The record is from RefSeq and is a predicted model, not a curated record. Gene Ontology annotation, biological process: fatty acid biosynthetic process.